UAAACGUCAAAUAUGGUUUAAGGGAACAAAUAUGGAAAAUUUGGAAUCCAUAACCAAAUAAAAUCUUAAUUCUUCAAUUACAAAGGAUUUUGAUUGAGUUUUCUUGACCUAAGGGGAUCAUAUAUAAGAAAACAACAAUUGCAUAAACGGGGGGAAAUUUUUGGGCCUCCAAAAUCGUGAAAGCGUUCAUGAAAAAAAUCAAGGAAAGGUCAAAAUCGGUUAUGGAAUCAAGGCUUGAUUGAAGGCAUUUUGUGGAUUCCAACAUGAUCCUGGAAGUGUCCUGAAGCGAAUGGUAUCAUCACUUUCAAUUUACACGUGCAGAAUCAUGCCCUUGGUGCCACGGUUUGUCAUAAUUUAUUUUGCGUCGAUUCCAUUAACUCGUGAUAAGUUGAUGCAACUUGGUUGUAUAUAUGAGUUUGUGAUGAUGUUAUGAAGCUUUUGGUAUAGGUUAAUUGAAUUUUUGUUGCAGAACUAAGAAUCCACCAUUGUUAGGUUGGUGAAGCUGCGAAUUGGGGUUUUGCAAACCGGGUAAAAUUAGGAGAAACUAAUGCUAUAGACAUACUCACGGAUUCGGUUAUGGUUAAUUUAAGUCGUCGUUUUGGAUUUAUUGCUCGAUAUCUGCAGGUAUUGGGGAUGAAGGUCUAAGGCCACCAUGAAAAUCGUGGCCUAAAGCCACUGUGCAUCUGUUAAUUCGCGAUGAAGAAGAGCACGUCCGCGCGACUGUUUUUUUUUUAAUUUUAGUCACGUUAUUUUGGUAUAUGAUAGCUUGAGUUUGUUGCAUUAACAUGAGAAAAGCGCAGCUCGCUUGGCUUGGGAAAGGAUGUGGAAUCCAAGGGACCUGGGUUCGAUCCCAGCGUCCCACAUAUAUUUUUUUUAUAUUUUCUUUGAUACUGGAUCCAGCGCUGCUCUCACAUGAGCGUCUACCAUACACCCUUCAAUCAUCACCACUGGAUUGUACACUGGAUAGAUCCAACGCACAUGAGGUUGAGGAUAUACCAUGGAACUUCAAGAUCUCAAUGCACAGGAUCAUAACCAGAUCAACCAAUUUGAGUCAAAAAAGAAUGGCUUCAUUUUCAAUAGAAGAAUUCAUUGGAAAUGGAGUUUUGAAGGAGUUGCUCCCAAAACUGUUGGAUGAAGGCUGGGAUGAUGUGCCAACACUGAAGAUUAUGGACUCGGACGACAUGAACUCAAUAAAAAUGACACAACGGCAAAAGGACUCAAUUGGAAUAAGGUCAUACCUACACGAUCGCGGAUUGAUGCAAUAUGCAGAUAAGCUAGAGGCUAGUGGAAAAAAUCUGCCAGAGCUUAUGAGUUUAAGCAGCACGGAUCUUUCUGCUCAGUUUGACAUGAAGAGAGGCCAUAUUGUCCGUUUCGUAGACAGAACAAAAUGUGAUGAUUCCUUUAAGUUACGGGCAAUUAUGGCUAGGAGAAGAAGUAGCAUGAUGUAUAGACAUGAAAGCAUCUCAAAGAGUCUUGCAUCUAACGGGUCCAGUAGUAUGAUGAGAAUGCAAAUUAGAAGUAAUACAAUUACUACUGAUAGAUCAAUUGAACAAUCACUUACUGAGCUGAAGAUUAAAGAUGGAUAUGUGUUUAAAGGAAUUGUGGCUUCUGAACCAGCUGAGCCUAGAGCAUGUGGCUGUGUGGAACCUCCUCCGGUCAGUGACCAAGUUGCUCCUUAUUCUGCUCUUGAAAAUAUAUCAGUUCAGAAACUAACUCCAGAAUAUAAGAUUGGGAUGGAACCAUUGGUGAAAAUGAAGACACCUCCAAUGAAAGCUGCAGAACUGUGGCGAGACAAACCAGCUAUUUUCCUUUGUCUCCGACGACCAGGGUGCAUCAUGUGCAGAGCAGAUGCGCACAAGCUCUUCUCCAGGAAACCCAUAUUUGAUGCACUAGGAGUUCAACUAUUUGCAGUUGUUCAUGAAUACAUGGAGGCAGAGAUAAAAGAUUUCUGGCCACGAUAUUGGGGCGGCGUAGUACUUUUCGAUCGGGGUAGGGAUUUCUUCAAAGCUCUUGGAGGGGGGAAAUUGCACAAGGAGAAGUUUUUCUCGGGAUUUUUGCUGAACCCCCGAGCAAUUGCCAAUUACAAGCGUGCAAAAGCUACAGGAUUUGAAAAAAACUUUAGAGGGGAAGGAGAAAUAAAGGGUGGACUCUUCAUACUAGGGAGUAGAAAGACUGGCAUUGCUUACCAGUUUAUUGAGAGGAACUUUGGUGAUUGGGCACCUCUUGCUGAAGUCAUUGAGAUUUGUAACCAGUUGCAGAAACAACAGCAAGGUCAAAGUGUCCUUGAGCUGCCUUGAAAGGAAACAGUGACUGCACAUAUUGCACGUGUACUCACUACAAUUAUGUUCCUUGAAAUAAUUCCAUCUCCAUUACAAUCAUUGUACAACUUAGUA
Molecule: messenger RNA, 2393 nt
Organism: Vicia villosa (hairy vetch)
Lineage: Eukaryota; Viridiplantae; Streptophyta; Magnoliopsida; Fabales; Fabaceae
Exons: 6
Coding region: 786-2297 (503 amino acids)
Molecular function (GO): antioxidant activity
Source: RefSeq, a predicted model, not a curated record